Choloepus didactylus (southern two-toed sloth) is the source of this 4056-nucleotide messenger RNA. RefSeq names its product HMG-box containing 4 (gene HMGXB4). The record is from RefSeq and is a predicted model, not a curated record. Lineage: Eukaryota; Metazoa; Chordata; Mammalia; Pilosa; Megalonychidae. The transcript is spliced from 11 exons. The coding region runs from base 471 to 1949 and encodes 492 amino acids.
UCCUUCUCAAGAUGGCGGUGGUCGGCGGCGCAGAGACGGGAUCCGGACGAGCCGAGUGAAGAUUGCUUUGAUGGUGAUCAUAGCUUUGAGGACAUAGGACUGGCAGCUGGCCGAAGCCAACGAGAAAAGAAACGUUCUUACAAAGAUUUUUUAAGGGAAGAGGAAGAAAUCGCUGCUCAGGUCAGGAAUUCUUCCAAGAAGAAGUUAAAGGAUAGUGAACUCUUCUUCUUGGGGACGGACACACACAAGAAGAAGAGGAAGCACUCCUCUGAUGAUUACUAUUAUGGAGGAGAGUGGUUCUUGUUCUGAGUGCCGAUAAACCAGUGUGAAGGAGGAGAGGUGGAGGGCUGGUAUUUUGGAGGAUUCAGCAUAGAAGAACAGUCUUCAUUUGUGAUACACAAGACAUUUCAUCUUUGGAAUCGUCACAGAAGAAAAAGAAAAAGUCCAGCCCGCAAUCUGCCGAUACAGCUAUGGACCUAUUGAAGGCUAUCACUUCCCCACUAGCAGCAGGCUCCAAGCCCCCCAGAAAGACAGGGGAGAAGUCUUCUAGUUCUUCAAGCUACUCAGAGAGUAAAAAGGAACACCACAGGAAGAAAGUAAGUGGAAGCAGUGGGGAACUAUCCCUGGAGGAUGGUGGCUCCCACAAAUCAAAAAAAAUGAAACCGCUGUAUGUGAACACAGAGACGCUGACCCUUCGUGAGCCUGAUGGCUUAAAGAUGAAACUUAUUCUCUCACCAAAGGAGAAAGGAAGCAGCUCAGUUGAUGAGGAGCCUUUUCAGUACCCUUCUCAACAAGCGACUGUGAAAAAAUCCUCUAAGAAAUCAACUCGGGAUGAGCAAAGUGCUUUACUCCUAGGACAUGAGUUACAGAGCUUUCUGAAAACGGCCCGGAAGAAGCACAAAGCCUCAUCAGACCCACAUUCAUCUCCUGGCCCUGAAGGCUGUGGAUCUGAUGCCUCCCAGUUCCCAGAAUCUCACAGUACUAACCUUGAUCUUUCGGGGCUUGAACCUAUUCUAGUAGAAUCAGACUCGUCUUCUGGUGGGGAGCUGGAGGCUGGGGAGUUAGUGAUAGAUGAUUCUUACCGGGAAAUCAAGAAGAAAAAGAAGUCAAAGAAGAGCAAAAAAAAGAAGGACAAGGAGAAGCAUAAAGAGAAGCGACACUCCAAGUCCAAAAAAAGUUCAGGACUUCCGGCUGCAGUAGUGGGAGAGGCCACAGUGGCACCUGGCCCUCCUCCUAGCACCCCAUACACUGGAGCAGCUGCCCCACCCCCACCACUUCCAGGCCUCCACACAGAUGGGCAUAGUGAGAAAAAAAAGAAAAAAGAAGAGAAGGACAGAGAGAGAGAUAGAGGAGAAAAGCCAAAAAAGAAGAACAUGUCGGCCUACCAGGUGUUCUGUAAAGAGUAUCGCGUAACCAUUGUGGCUGACCAUCCAGGUAUAGAUUUUGGGGAACUUAGUAAAAAACUGGCUGAGGUGUGGAAGCAAUUGCCAGAAAAGGACAAACUGAUUUGGAAGCAGAAAGCUCAGUAUCUGCAACACAAGCAGAACAAAGCAGAAGCUACAACUGUGAAAAGAAAAGCAUCCAGCUCAGAAGGUUCCAUGAAAGUAAAAGCUUCUUCCCCAGGAGUCCUGUCACCCCAAAAGAAAUCCCCACCCAGCACCAUGUUGUUCCCAACCUCUCCAGCCAAAACCCCUGAGACAGAGCCCAUUGAUGUUGCUGCUCACCUUCAGCUAUUGGGAGAGUCCCUGAGCCUCAUUGGACACCGCCUGCAGGAAACAGAGGGGAUGGUGGCUGUGUCUGGCAGUUUGUCAGUGCUUCUGGAUUCCAUUAUCUGUGCCCUUGGCCCCUUGGCAUGUCUGACCACACAACUACCUGAACUGAAUGGAUGUCCCAAACAGGUCUUGUCAAACACGCUAGACAACAUUGCUUACAUCAUGCCUGGACUCUGACAGCAAAAAAUCCUGGGACAGAAACCUUAUCCUACCCAUUGCUGGUUUGUGUAUAUGUGAUUGUUCCAAAUCCCUUCACUGGCCUCUGGGUGUAGGUUUUAAAUUUAUACACACACACACACACACACACAUAUCUAUAUAUACAUAAUGUACAAUAUAUACAUAAGACUGUAACUACUUUGCUUUUAAUAAUUUUAUGAAAUGGCAAAGGUUUAGCCAGGAGGAAACCUUAGCAUGAAUAUGGGUUGGGGUUCUUUUUUCUCCUGUGGUGGAUAAAUCUGCCUUAAAAAUCAGUGUAAUUUGGGGGCUGGGGACUUGUUCUGGGUGCCAAGUGCAUCUUUUUAUAGACAGCUAAAAUGUAAUUUUUUUUCCAAGCUUAGUGAUACCUCCAGACCCAUCACUGACCAUUUGCCUUACCUGUCUUACCGUCCAAAAUGUAAUAGGAAAGAAAGUUACGGGAAGAUGCCAAUUGACUGAAAGUACAAAGCCUUUCAAUUUGAAGUGACCUAGGCAGGAGGUGAUAAAACCGUUCCUAUCUUGUAGUUAUCAAGAUGGCUUAGGGGACCGAGUAAGGGGUUCAUUCCAAUGCCUGCUAUACAGGUGUCCAUGUCUCAAAAUUUAUUGUAAUUGUUGGUACCAUUGGUGGACCUAGUAGAGGCCAAGUCAUUAUGUGAGUCCUGGCAGCUUUAAACCUUGGAGAGGGUAAAGCUGUCAUCGCUGCCAGUUGAGCUGCAUAUAUUCUGACCUGACCCAGAAUAUUUUAGUCUGCAAAACUAAGAGCUGGUAUCUUUCAUUGGCAGCAUUAAAUUAACCACCUUGUCCUCACAAGUUCUGCUGCGUAGUUGCUUGGUGGUUGUGGAAGAUAAACUUUUCCCAGCAUGACUCUUGGGUUCAUCUUGUUGGUUCCCCUGGUGGGCAGAUGCACAGUGUUCUGCAUUCCACACUUAAGUGAAUUGCAAAAAAAAAGGACUUGAUUCUUAUGUAGGUUUAUUUAUGUGCACGUGUGAAUAUGUGUUUUAAUUAUGUGUAUUUAACUCUUUGAACUCUCUUAGAUUUUAAUUUAUCCUGUAAAUUUUUAUAUAUAUAAUUUAAUAACAAAAGCCUCCACCAGCAUCAGCAUGUGGAAGAUACAGGCUUGUCAUUUGCUCCUUCUUUCUCUUGGUCUGCUGUGAAAAUUCCAGAUCAUACGCAUUUCAAGGCAUUCUGCCUCAGAAAGGAAUCAUUAUGCUGAGAUUCUAAUUCUUUGUAAAGAACUUUAUGGCCUUCAAUAAUGUCAAGAAAGUAAAAUAGAAAGGAAUAUUACCAUUCCCAGCUACCCUUAUUUCCAAAGAACCAGACUUUUGCUUCCCAGUUGGAGAGAAGAAAGUUGAGCACUUCAGGGUUGUUUUAAACUUUGAUGUGAGAUUACCUGCCAAAACCCAGCUGAGGUAACUGUUCUUUCUUCCCCGGCCUGGUCAGAACACUACAGCAUCAGAGGGACUCCUUGGGGACAGGACAGCCAGCCUACAUCCUAUUUAAUUCUUUCCCCUUAUCCCUACCGGUGAUGUCAUAGGCUGUGUUUCUUAAAGGUAUUCUGGCUGCUGAACACCCUUCUUGGCUCAGAGCAGUUUUGAGAUUUAACCACGGAAACAGAGAAGGAAACAGAAAUAUUUGGGAACCAAAAAUCAAGAAGAGCAGAAAUCUAUAAGGGGUUAGACCUUUAUACUACACCUCAUCUAUACCCAUGGAAGUUUCCUGUUUGACACAGGGUAUAUCAAGGAGGGGACUUGAAGACAUGGAUUAGUACAGGAAGAAAUUAAUCCUACCAUUGUCAUUUAUGUACAUUAAUGAAAUCCUGAUGAGGACCUGCUUUUUGUUCAUUUUCUUUUGAAACCCAAUCCUAUUGUAUUUGUAUUUAAAAUUUGUACACAUUUGUAUAAUAAUCUGUACCUUGUGGUAUUUGGUACUAUUAGAGGAAAAACUUUGGAUUCAGACCUCCUUGCAGUUUUUAUAUCAUUGUUUUAUUUUGUUUUUUAAAUAAAUUCUAGUGGUUUGAUCCAAAUCCCAUUACUAUUGUAUAAAGAAAUAAAAUUUUGUACUUAUAUUAUUAAAAAUCACAUUUUUAGUA